AUGGCAAGUAACGGAUGCUUGGUUCCCCCAGGUGAAUCCGGGGGUGGAUUAUUUAUAGUUAAGGUUCGAGACCAGAGCCCGGCAUCUCGGCAGCGGAGCUUUGGAUUAUUACGCAUGGAUCUCGACGGCAACAGCAGUCCCUGAAGGAACACCACUAGACACCACAGACCUCCUUUCUACGCCAUGUUUUCGUCAAAGAUCCGAUCCAUCUUCAUAAUAACCUCUACCUUUAUCAUCCUCCUCUCCACCGCCACCCCGGCCCUCGCAGCCUGCACGCGCGCCGACCUGCUCGCCGCGGCCUCCGAAUUCGUCACGGCCGUCUCGGCAGGAAACGUAACCUCGCUGCCCUUCUCCGCCAACUUCACCUACCAAGAGAACAACCGGCCGGCCUCCAUCGGCAGCACCUGCGUCUUCUCGCAGCCGCUCAAGGUCGACCUGUCCCGCUCGACGGCCGACGCGGUCGCCUGCGCGAGCUACACGCUCGUCACCUCGGCCUCGGACCCGACGCCGCCCUACGGCGCGCAGUUGCCGCGGGGAGGGAGCCAGAGGAACAAUGGGAACCGGAAGUAUGUGAUUGACGAGGUGGUGGGCAGCGUAGAUGUGCUGUGCAGCUUCGACGCUCUGGGGAGCUUGCCGGACAGCCACGAGAUUCGGAUAGAAGACGGGAAGGUCAAAUAUGUCGAUACGGUUACUGCUUGAGAAAAAUGAUUCGCGGGUGGCAGGCAGUGUGCAUGUUGAUUGAACAUGCGUUGCUUGCUCGGAAUUGAA
This is a messenger RNA of Thermothelomyces thermophilus ATCC 42464, 768 nucleotides long. RefSeq lists its product as uncharacterized. Bases 184 to 699 code for a protein of 171 amino acids. The transcript has a single exon. NCBI's taxonomy places the organism in Eukaryota, Fungi, Ascomycota, Sordariomycetes, Sordariales, Chaetomiaceae. The record is from RefSeq and is a predicted model, not a curated record.